Molecule: messenger RNA, 408 nt
Organism: Lycium ferocissimum
Lineage: Eukaryota; Viridiplantae; Streptophyta; Magnoliopsida; Solanales; Solanaceae
Exons: 1
Coding region: 1-408 (135 amino acids)
Biological process (GO): chromatin remodeling
Cellular component (GO): nucleus
Source: RefSeq, a predicted model, not a curated record
AUGUCGAUUAAGGUGGUCGUUGAAGGGCUUACUUUGAACAUCAUUAGUGCGUAUGCGCCGCAAGCGGGCUUAGGCGAGGAGGAGAAAAGGCGAUUUUGGGAGGAUUUGAACGAGGUAGUGGGAGGCAUACCACCUACUGAGAAGCUAUUCGUGGGAGGUGAUUUCAAUGGGCACAUCGGGUCUAUUUCGGGGGGUUAUGAUGAUGUGCAUGGAGGUUUUGGCUUCGGGGACAGGAAUGGAGGAGGAGUCGCACUUUUGGAUUUCGCAAGAGCUUUUGGGUUGGUGAUAGCCAAUUCGAGUUUUCCAAAGAAGGACGAGCACUUGGUAACCUUCCGUAGUUCGGUGGCUAAGACUCGGAUAGACUUUCUACUCCUUAGGCGGGAUGACAAAGGUCGUGCAAAGGCGUAA